Capsella rubella is the source of this 1542-nucleotide messenger RNA. RefSeq lists its product as uncharacterized. Lineage: Eukaryota; Viridiplantae; Streptophyta; Magnoliopsida; Brassicales; Brassicaceae. The transcript is spliced from 3 exons. Gene Ontology annotation, molecular function: RNA binding. The record is from RefSeq and is a predicted model, not a curated record. Bases 29 to 1363 code for a protein of 444 amino acids.
AGGUAGUUAACACCGUCGGUGAGACGAAAUGGGGUUUCUAACGGCGGCUAGGGUUUCGACGUCGGCUUCAAUGCUUCUACGACGUAAAUGUCGUCAGCUAGGGUUCUUAGUCUCCUCCUCGCCGUAUUUUUCCAGCUUGGAUUCUACGAAUCGCUCUCUCAGUAGCUCUGGUAAUGUUUUGUGCAAGGUUAUGCAUAAGGAGUCUCUUAAUGGACCAAUGUGGAACGCUUGCUUCUUAAGAUCAUCUUGGUUUCAUUCGAAUCCAGUUCGUGAGACCGGUGAUUGCGUGAGCAAAUCUGAUGAUAGUUUGAGUCAAGACGGAGUAGGUUCGAUAAAACUGAAGAGGAAAAAGCUGAAAGGUAAGCGGGCGGUUGUGCGGUGGCUAAAGUUGUUCCGGUGGAAGAAAAAGAAAGAGUUUGAAAGAAUGACUGCUGAAGAGAAGAUACUUAACAAGCUAAGAAAGGCGCGAAAGAAAGAGGAACGCCUUAUGGAGACGAUGCAGAAACUGGAACCUUCAGAGUCAGCGGAAACGACACAUGACCCUGAGAUAUUGACACCUGAGGAGCAUUUUUAUUAUCUGAAAAUGGGUUUGAAGUGCAAGAACUAUGUUCCAGUUGGGAGACGCGGAAUAUACCAAGGAGUGAUCCUCAACAUGCAUCUUCACUGGAAGAAGCAUCAGACGUUACAGGUUGUGAUCAAAACGUUUACACCUGAUGAAGUGAAGGAGAUUGCUGUUGAGCUAGCGAGGUUGACUGGAGGGAUUGUGCUUGACGUUCACGAAGGCAACACGAUAAUUAUGUACAGAGGGAAGAACUAUGUCCAGCCUCCAACUGAAAUCAUGUCGCCGAGGAUUACUCUCCCGAGGAAAAAGGCUUUGGACAAAUCCAAAUGCCGGGAUGCGCUUCGUGCGGUUAGAAAGUAUAUUCCGAGGCUUGAACAAGAGCUCCAAUUGCUUCAAGCACAAGCUGAAACAAAUCAAGAAUACCCGAAUGUCAAGGACGAUGAUACUCAAGAGAGUUCAGAAGCAUUGAAGAAGAUUAUAGAAAGAAGCCAAGAGUGUUUGGAUGAUGAGCAAGAAGAAGAAGAAGAAGACGCAGGAUCAGAACUAGCAACAGAUUCAGACCUCUCAGAUAUUUUCGAGACCGAUUCAGAAUUAGAAGACGAGAAAUCAGAGCGGCCGCUUUUUCUCGAAGAGUUUGAGAAAUUCCCAGCGAUAAACAACAACAGAGAAGACGAAGACUUUGGGGAUCCGGAGAAGGCUAAAUCAGAAGGUGAGGAGAAUGAUGAUAAGUCCCCAAACUUUGAUGAAGUAGAUAAGAUGUUUCUUCGGGCUGCUUCGCUUUUAAAGAAGAAAAGACGAUGAAUUAUCACUUGAUUUUGCUCAUGUGUUUAACAAAGUGACAAGUAUAUCAUCUUUUUUAACAUGCUCAAAGCUUUAUUAAUACUGUGAUAGCAUGUGGUUAGGAGAAGUAUGUUUUGCUUCAACCUUAAAGCUUUUGUGUAAAAAGUAAAAGGUCCAAAGUAAGGUUUAUUUUCUUGUCA